GCUUAUUAGUGGGCCACAGGGUGUUUCUACAUCUGUGUGCUCAGUGUUGAAGAGUGCAGUACCUUUAAUAAAUAUAUUUUAAAAAAGAGAUGGUUAAACGUGUUGCUGAAAACUGAGGAUGAAGGAGCCGAUUUGGGUUUUUGCUGCGAUUUUCUUCUUGGUGUGUGAAACGUGGACUCAGGACACAGUCAUCUCAUCUUUCAAUGUGGGAAGUGAAGUCAAGCUGAACUGCAGUGACAAGUCAUGGCGGGAGAUGAUGUACGUCAUCUGGAACUUGGAGCUGCUACACAAACAGUGCAAGAUCGCCGACACAGUCGACGGCCAAUCUGAAAAUACCUGCAACGACGGCAAGACCCUGCGGAACACCUCUCAGGCUCAGCAAUAUCUGCACAUCCCACACUUCUCCAGUGACGACGUGGGACUAUACAAGUGUGAAGUGGCUUUCAAGGGAGGGUCCGAAACCUGCAACAUCAGCGUGUCCAUCACAGUUCCUCCUAAAAUGUCCUCCUGGUUGGAGUGGCGUGCUGACAACACAAUGGCGGCUGUGUGUAAAGCGGAGGGAGGAAAGCCGGCCGCCAAGAUAACAUGGAGCCACGCUGGGAACCUCUCAUCCGUGGAGAAGCAGCAGAGUUUCGAUGGCUUCUUCUCGGUGGAAAGUCACCUGGAGUUCCCCAAGGGCGUGAAGAAUGUGGAAAAUGUGACCUGCAUCAUCAGCCAUCCGUUCUGGCAGUCAGAGAAAACGUUGCUACCAAAGCACGCAAAAGGUCUGCCUUAUAAUGUGAUGCUCAUCCUCAUAGUUGGGACAGUCUUAAUAGUUCUGGCCGCCAUCUUAGUCUUUGCACACAAGAAACUAAUCAUACUGAGGGGUUUGCCUGGCGACUGCUCGACUAAGAAAACUCAGCCGAUGGAAGAUGUAGAGGAAAUAGAACCUUACGCCAGCUAUGUACAACGUGUCAACUCAAUCUAUAACUACUGAACACAGCGGGACUCAAUGACCUCUUGUGCUACAUUAUGUGUAUAUACAUACAUAGACAUAGUAUACAGUAUAUACCAUACAUAUAUAUAAAUAUAUAUAUAUAUAUAUAUAUAUUUUUUUUUUUUUAUAUAUCAACUGAAAGAAAGUGUACCAUGACCAUUCUGAUUGGUCAGGUUGAGAAAACUAAAACCUUGAGAACCCAUGCAGUCACGGGGAGAAAAUGGAAACUCCACACAGAAAGAUCCCGAGCCCGGGAUUGAACCCAGGACUGCUCAGGACCUUCGUAUUGUGAGGCAUAUGCACUAACCCCUGUUCCACCGUGCUGCCGCCAAGGCACAUGUAACAACAUAUUAACAUUGCUGUAUGUAUACU
Nerophis lumbriciformis (worm pipefish) is the source of this 1348-nucleotide messenger RNA. Its product is annotated as cell surface glycoprotein CD200 receptor 1. Gene Ontology annotation, biological process: regulation of neuroinflammatory response. Gene Ontology annotation, molecular function: signaling receptor activity. The record is from RefSeq and is a predicted model, not a curated record. NCBI's taxonomy places the organism in Eukaryota, Metazoa, Chordata, Actinopteri, Syngnathiformes, Syngnathidae.